This is a messenger RNA of Ilex paraguariensis (yerba mate), 850 nucleotides long. NCBI's taxonomy places the organism in Eukaryota, Viridiplantae, Streptophyta, Magnoliopsida, Aquifoliales, Aquifoliaceae. The record is from the annotation of a GenBank genome assembly.
UCAGGCAGAAUUAAUUGAGCCUGCUGUGAAGGGAACACUUAAUGUUCUGACAUCAUGUGCAAAAGUUUCAUCUAUCAAAAGGGUGGUAGUAACAUCCUCCAUGGCUUCCGUUAAAUACAAUGGAAAACCUCUAAAGCCCGAUACAUACUUAAUAGAAUAUGGCUCUGUUCCUGCUUACCAGCAUAUUGAACUUUUGCACCAGAACACAGCAUGCUAUGUCACAGACCAAACUGGACUUGCUCUAAAGCCUGAUAACAUGCAACAACCUAUAGGUACCACUUUACCAAAUGCACUCCCCAAUGGUGGGUCAUCACUUCACCAACGCCUGCAAAUAGCUGUUGAUAUCUCUGCUCAUGCCAGAAGGAUUGAUGUACCACCAAAUGUACUGUUGGCUCAGGGUUCAAAUGUGGGAAUGAUACAAGGAAUGAAUGGGGGGAUGAUCAAAUCCGAAGUUGGAUAUGUCAGAAAUUCUCAGUACUUGUUUGGUGUUGAUGGCAGUGUCUUGGAAACACGUCCUGCUAUUGGGGAUGUUUCUUGUUCAUCUUUCAGCAGCAUAGAGUCUAAUUCGCAACCACUGAAUGGAACAAUCCUGGAUGCCGAUGUCUCUUCAAUUGGACUUUUAGGACAGAUACCUCGAAACUUCAGUCUAUCAGACUUGGCAGCUGACUUUUCUAAUAGUUCGAGUUCUCUUUCUAUCGAUAUAUUGGAGAGCUACUCCAGGUCACCCUUCCAGGCAGCAGGUACAGACAAUUACUUCGAUCCAAGUGAUAGGGUAAACCACCAAGGAGACGGUAAGAGGUUGGACACUAUAUCAGAAGGCUUCAGUUAUGAAGAUUUUGGCAGUGAUUGA